Messenger RNA from Meleagris gallopavo (turkey), 3437 nucleotides. The record is from RefSeq and is a predicted model, not a curated record. Lineage: Eukaryota; Metazoa; Chordata; Aves; Galliformes; Phasianidae.
CCCCACACAUUGCCUUUGGUUUUCUCCCUCUCUUGCCAUUUCUUCAUUGAUUUGUGUUAGUCACCUGCCUCUCCUUUUCUUAUAUUGGACAAACUAAUAAUUAUAGAAUAAUUCUUUUAGCUGGGAGCCAGCUGCACAAUAGAAAAGGUGACUGUCACAGCAGUUUAUCAAGUGCAUUACACACCUGCACUGUGCAUUAUUCUGUGUUGGCAGCGAGUUUUAUUAUGACAUUUAGGAAGUCAUAAUCAGGUGGAAAUGAUGAUAAUAACAUUAGUAAGUUUGUGUCUUGUAGAUAUGAUACAUAAACCAAAAGAUUUAUAAGAUUAUAAAUGUGCAUUGCGUCGUGUUAUGUGUAUGGGUGCUUUUGAUACAGUCUUCUGCUUUUUCAGUGGCAGUGACCGUGUAAGGCAUGUUGUGUAUCUGACAGUUUUUCUUUGAUUUUGGCCUUUGCUUUCUAUUGGGAUUCAUUUGGGAUGAAAUUUUACUAACAUUUAGAUGAGUGGGCUCAAGAGCUAUCUGGGAUACUAUUGCCUCUAACCCUCAGGCUGCUCUCUGCUUAACCUCAUUCUCCUGGAUGAGAACUAAGAUUUUUACCUUCUUAUACAAAGAAAAUUCCUUAAUAAGCUCUGGUAUUUUUACGUAAGUCCUUUUCACUUUAUACCAAUGUUCUUGCUCUUUAUUUCCCCCACCUUUCUCCAAAUACUUCAUCUGGAAUUUAUCUGAAAUACCAGCCAUCUUGGCUUUGGUGUGCUUACAGAAGUGUUGCCAUCAGUUGCAGGAUGGCAUUGAGCAAUAUGCCUGCUCCCUGUCUCACAGUCGUCUUCUGGUCAAAGUGUUUGGUAGGAGCAUCGCCCCUGGCAUGCAUAGGCAGACUGAGCAGUUCCUGGCUCCAUUAGGUUUGCUGCGUGUGUGCUGGGUAGCUCUCCUGUACCUUCAUAGUAACACUCAUGCUGUUCCUUAGAAACAUUUGAUUUUCCUGUGUGCAUACCGUAUGCUCGUUCUGUGUUAUUCCUGUGGCAGAGCAGAAGGGGAUGAGAGGCUCCUAUGUCUCAUGGCCUGUUGCUGCCAUCAGUUUGUAUAGUUCACCCCAUGCUCUUACAUUUGGAGAAUUCGGCCAAGAAUGCUGGGUGAGAAGUGGGUAGGCUUUGGUCACAGACUGUCUACAGGCUGUAGUGUGUGUAACCUCUGAGUUUCAGAGUUAUUCAGCUGGCUCAUCCAUUUCAAUACAAAUGAUAAGCUGUUCAGAACUAUCAAUGUAAGCAGUGAGAGAGAUGCAUUUUCCUGAGACGUCUAAUGACAUCAUCACCUCAUUCCUCAGCUCAUUUCUCAUUUAUCCUUUGAAGCUACGGAAAAUGUUUUAAUAAGCUUUGCGGUGUCCUAAUAUAGUUGCUAAGAGCUGUAACAUAUUUAACCAGUAGAUUUAAAAAUAAAAUACAUACAUUUUAUGUCUGUUAAGUCUGGCAAUGUGGCUUCAAAUAAGCAGCCUCCUAUUUUAUAGUGCACAGGAUGCAGACAACCCCCCCGCCUCCCCUCCCUCCCUCCGCACACAGUGAACUUAAAUGAGUCAGACUGUAGUCACUUCUGCUUCUUGUCUCAUUUAAGGAGUGAGUGUAUACAAGAACAGUGUUAAUAGGCAAUUUUCUACUGGUACACUUAACUUUAUUGUUUUCAUUCUCAGGAUGUGAUCUUCAUGGUGAACUGGUGUGAAAACUGAGUUGUAAAUCACCCCAAUGGAUGCGGACAGUGAUGUUGCAUUGGACAUUUUAAUCACAAACGUAGUGUGUGUUUUUAGAACAAGAUGUCAUUUAAACUUGAGGAAGAUUGCAUUAGAGGGAGCAAAUGUGAUAUACAAGCGUGAUGUUGGGAAAGUAUUAAUGAAACUUAGAAAACCUAGGAUUACAGCCACAAUUUGGUCCUCAGGAAAAGUUAUUUGCACAGGAGCCACAAGUGAAGAAGAAGCUAAAUUUGGUGCCAGACGAUUAGCUCGUUGUCUACAGAAACUAGGUUUUCAGGUAAUUUUCACAGAUUUUAAAGUUGUGAAUGUUUUAGCAGUGUGCAACAUGCCCUUUGAGAUCAGAUUGCCAGAAUUUACGAAGAAUAACAGACCUCAUGCUAGUUAUGAACCAGAACUUCAUCCUGCUGUGUGCUACAGAAUAAAAACUCUCAGAGCUACCUUACAGAUUUUUUCAACUGGCAGUAUCACAGUUACAGGGCCAAACGUAAAGGCUGUCGCCAGCGCUGUGGAGCAGAUUUACCCCUUCGUGUUUGAAAGCAGAAAAUAAGUUUUAUAACUCACCACUUGAUGGUUAGGUUUCCUAACCAAGCACCUUUAAAGACUGCUGCACAUUGGACUAAAAGCAAAAAGGAAAACUGGACCAACUAUAGCAGAAGAAUACAGACUUUUCUCUUGUUCAUGGCCACAGUAUAAACUCCAGUCCUUUUGGAUUUUACUCUUAACAGUGCUGUAUUGUAAAAACAGAAGUUUACAAGAUAUGAAAUUGCUGCUUUUAAAAAGACAUUCUAUUUAUUUUUGCAGUAAUUUCUGUGUAUUCAUAAGCAAAGCUGUCACGAUGUGCACUACCUUAAAAACUUUUUUUUUUAGUUUGAGCUUGUGUUUUAUUUGUGAAUAGUCUUUUACAUUUUUGUAUGCUGAAUAUUGGGCACCAAAGAAGCUGUAAAAGUUAUCUUUUUCACCUGAUGAAUGUGCACAAAUAAAAGUUUGGAAAAUAUUUCUCUUCAUACCUGUUCUGUUAUAUUCCUUUCCUUUUUUCUAUUACAUUAAAAUUGUAUAGUUGCAAAUUAAUUUGAAACAAUGUAAGAUGGUCUUUUGCUGAUAACUUCUGUUUCUAUUUGUAGUAUGUGUAAAAUUUUGUGUGUGGGUUAGAUCGAAAUCUAUAGUAGUUACAUAUGUUUAUCUGAAGAUGAAAUUUGGUUUGUUCCCAGUUCGCUCAACUACAUGCCAGAUCAAGUAUUUUCUUGCUGUUAAGAGAAGACAUUUCUAAAUAAUGGAAAUCUUCAACAGGUGUUUUGCUGUAGAUGAUGAGGAAAUCUUACCAACUAAAGAAGCUAUCAUAGAAAAAUCAACCACCUUGUACACCUACUGGAUAUGAAAGGAAACAAAAGUUACUAUGUGAGCCUCCGUGUUUUGGAAAGCAUUACACUUCAACUCAAGAAAACUAAUCCAGUCCCAGCCUAUUGCUUAAUGACAAACAUAGGCCUUUUCUGCACUCAAGUUACUAUAUAAUGUUUUCAUGACAGGAGCUGCCAACAAGCAAAGAAGCUUGAUUCUGGCAUGUAUUAUUGGUAUGAAUCUUGGACAUGGAAGCCAGUAGAUGUUUCUCUCAAUAAGUGCACAUUUGAAGCAGAAGAGAGGUGAAUGCUUAAAAGAAACUGCAAAUGCUACUUUUAAAAAAUUAAAAUAAAUAUGUAUAAAUGUA